AUGGGAAAGGAAAAGACACAUAUCAACAUCGUCGUCAUCGGUCAUGUCGACUCAGGAAAGUCGACCACUACUGGUCACCUGAUCUACAAAUGUGGUGGUAUCGACAAGAGAACUAUUGAGAAGUUCGAGAAGGAAGCCCAAGAGAUGGGAAAGGGUUCCUUCAAGUACGCCUGGGUGUUGGAUAAGUUGAAAGCUGAGCGUGAACGUGGUAUCACCAUCGAUAUUGCUCUCUGGAAAUUCGAAACAGCAAAGUACUACAUCACUAUCAUUGAUGCUCCUGGGCAUCGUGAUUUCAUCAAGAAUAUGAUUACUGGAACCUCCCAAGCCGACUGCGCUGUGCUAGUCGUUGCUUGUGGUACUGGUGAGUUCGAGGCAGGUAUAUCGAAGAAUGGACAAACUCGUGAGCAUGCUCUGCUUGCUCAGACUCUUGGUGUUAAGCAGCUUAUCGUUGCUUGCAACAAGAUGGACUCCACCGAACCACCUUUCUCUGAGGCUCGCUUCAACGAAAUCACCACUGAAGUGUCGAACUUCAUCAAGAAGAUUGGAUACAAUCCUAAGGCUGUUGCUUUCGUUCCCAUCUCCGGAUUUAAUGGCGACAACAUGCUCGAGCCAUCACCAAACAUGCCGUGGUUCAAAGGAUGGAACGUUGAGCGCAAGGAGGGUAACGCCACCGGCAAAACUCUUCUCGAAGCUCUCGAUUCCAUCGUUCCACCUCAGCGGCCUACCGACAGACCUCUUCGCCUUCCUCUCCAAGAUGUGUACAAGAUCGGAGGUAUCGGAACUGUUCCCGUUGGACGUGUCGAAACUGGUAUUCUGAAGCCCGGUAUGGUUGUAACUUUUGCUCCACAGAACGUCACCACUGAAGUGAAGUCUGUUGAAAUGCAUCACGAGUCCUUACCCGAGGCUGUUCCUGGGGACAAUGUUGGUUUCAACGUCAAGAACGUAUCCGUAAAAGAUAUUCGGCGAGGAUCUGUUUGCUCCGACUCCAAGAACGACCCCGCCAAAGAGGCCCGAAGCUUCAACGCUCAGGUCAUCAUCAUGAACCAUCCCGGACAAAUUGCUGCUGGAUACACCCCUGUAUUGGAUUGUCACACUGCGCACAUCGCGUGUAAAUUCGCUGAGUUGAAGGAGAAGGUUGAUCGCCGAACUGGUAAGAAGGUUGAGGACAACCCGAAAUUCCUCAAGUCUGGAGACGCUGGAAUUGUUGAGCUCAUACCCACUAAGCCCCUUUGCGUUGAAUCUUUCACCGACUAUGCCCCUCUUGGACGAUUCGCUGUUCGUGAUAUGAGACAAACUGUUGCUGUAGGAGUCAUCAAGUCUGUCGACAAGUCCGAAGGAACGGCAGGCAAAGUCACGAAAGCUGCACAGAAGGCAGGAGUUCCCAAGAAGAAGUAA
This is a messenger RNA of Necator americanus (New World hookworm), 1395 nucleotides long. RefSeq lists its product as uncharacterized. Lineage: Eukaryota; Metazoa; Nematoda; Chromadorea; Rhabditida; Ancylostomatidae. Bases 1 to 1395 code for a protein of 464 amino acids. The record is from RefSeq and is a predicted model, not a curated record. The transcript has 6 exons. Gene Ontology annotation, biological process: translational elongation; translation. Gene Ontology annotation, molecular function: GTPase activity; GTP binding; translation elongation factor activity.